AUGAGCGUUCAAAAAUGGAUCACGCCUCUCCAAGGCUUGGAUAGCCUUCGUCAGAUAGAAGACUCGAUGCCAUCACCCGGCCCGGGCGAGGUACUGGUCAAGAUUAACGCAGUCUCGCUCAACUAUCGAGACGUUGAAGUGACAAAGGGUGAAUAUAAGCACCACAAAACCGCCGAGCAAGACGCCACCAUCGUGCCGUGUUCGGAUAUGUGCGGCACCAUCAUCGCCGUCGGACCCGACGUAUCACAAUGGGCCAUAGGCAACCGUGUUCUGUCCACGUUUCUACCCGAGCACCAAACUGGCCAAGUGACGGAGAAUCAGCUUGCAGGAAGUCUGGGCCUCCCUUUGGAUGGCGUCCUCGCUACUCACCGCAUCUUCCCCGCACAUGGAUUGGUCUUAGCUCCUGCAUUCAUGUCUGAUGAGGAAGCAUGCACAUUGACAAUCGCCGCACUGACGGCCUGGAUGUCUAUCAAUGGUAUGCGACCAAUGGGACUUAAUGGCGGCAAGGACGAGUACAUCCUGCUCCAGGGGACUGGGGGUGUAGCCAUAGCAGGAUUACAAAUCGCCAAGGCUUCUGGGGCUAAAGCGAUCAUCACAUCCUCAUCCGAUGCAAAGUUAGAUCGAGCCAAAAAGCUAGGUGCCGACUUUACAAUCAACUACCUCACCACUCCGAACUGGGAAGCAGAGGUAAUGAGAUUCACGGAGAACCAUGGCGCCGACAUUAUUCUUGAGACCGGCGGAGCGCAAACACUGAGAAAGAGCUUUGACUGCAUUGCGUUUGGUGGCCUGAUCGACUGUAUUGGCUACGUGUCGGGCAAAGUAGAUGCAGCCGAUGAUCGGCUCAAUGUGAACUUAUUGGCUCUGCGACGCACAGUGACCCUCAAAGGCAUCAUAAACGGCCCCAAGGAUCGGUUUGAAGAAAUGAUUCGAUUCUACGAGAAGAACCAGGUUCACCCGGUGGUUCAUCAGGUGUUUUCCUUCGCUGAGGCUAAGGAGGCUUUCAAGUUCUUAGAAAGUGGCAGUCAUUUUGGAAAAGUGGUCAUCAAAGUCCAGUCUUAG
Molecule: messenger RNA, 1059 nt
Organism: Penicillium pulvis
Lineage: Eukaryota; Fungi; Ascomycota; Eurotiomycetes; Eurotiales; Aspergillaceae
Product: zinc-dependent alcohol dehydrogenase family protein
Exons: 3
Coding region: 1-1059 (352 amino acids)
Molecular function (GO): oxidoreductase activity
Source: RefSeq, a predicted model, not a curated record